UUUUACUAAUUUCAAGUUAUAACUCGAAAUUAAAGCUAGCUUCGAGUUACAAGUCGAAAUUAAGACUAGCUUCGAGUUUCAUCUUGAAAUUAAGACUAGAUUCGAGUUACAAGUCAAAAUUAAGACUAGCUUCGAGUUACAACUGGAAAUUAAGGUCAGUUUCGAGUUACAAGUCGAAAUUAAGGCUAGCUUCGAGUUACAACACGAAAUUAAGGUUAAUUUCGAGUUACAACACGAAAUUAAGACUAGCUUAUUACUAAGUAUUUCAACUAAUUACUGUUUGAGGCACAUGACAGUUAAGAAUUAGAGUAGGUGAUUACGUGUCAUCUCUAUCUUCUAAACCGACUUAAGUAGAAUAAUAACUCAAAGUAAGCGAAUUUUGUUAUAUUUCUCUGUGAAUGUGAACCAUGGGUGAAGAAAACUGCUUGGAACAGAUGAAUUUGUCUUUGGAAGAGUUCUUAAAGACGAGAGGCUUAUCGAAUGAUGAAAUUGAAAAUAUGAAGUUAGAAAAUAUUGAUGAAGCCACCAUUCAAGUAAUGGACGAGGAGGUAUUUAAGAAAUACAUUCCUCGAUUAGGCGACAGAAUAGCGGUGAAAAACUUUUGCCAGAAGAAGCUAUUACCCAAAAAAAAUGGCUUAAUUGAAAAGCUACGCCAAAAAAUGGCUGCCAGAAAUGCUAGAAGUGAUAAUAAAGGAGCAUCUUCUCACGUAUUGGAACCGAAGAAGCAUAGAAAGACGACCAGAGCUAUUGAAUUGGGAUUUAUGGCGUUCAAUGAUACCACAAAACAACUAACGCAAGUUAGACUUAACAAAGGGGGAGGCACAAGAAAAGUCGACGUAGAUAGGACAAGCAAAAAUACAGAUAUUUUGGAAUUUGCAAAAAAAUUGUUUUUCCCUAACAAUAUUUCAAAGACUUUUGGGCCUAUUGAAAACUUCACAAUAAGUCUGCUUGAUUUUUGCAAGAGCCCAGUGGAUACCGACUUAACUGUUGAGGAAAUGUACAAUGAAACCAAAGUAAAUAAAUUGCGGUUUUAUUUAUCCGUUGUUAAAUGCAAAGAAGGCGGUAAUGAUCUUCCUCUGGUAGAUGACAGUAGUGAGAAUGAGAUGGUCUUCGAUUUAUGUGAUGACUUUGAAAACGACAUUGUUUCCAACCAACCACCUCAACCCAGUACGGUUGCUUAUAGAGAAGACGAUAUCAAUCAACCUUCAACCAGCAAUAUUUCCGGAUAUUUAGCUUCCUUUAUUGAAGAGGAUCUUGAUUUACCUUUGCAUAACUCGCCGGAUAAUUUCCUCAACACAUUCUCAGCCACAGAUAACAUAUUUGAAGUAACUCAGACCUCGACCGCCAUAGUUGAAAAUAUAUUGUCAAGUGAAAAAUUGGUUUUACAUAGGGGACAAAUAUUUCAGGAACUUAUAGAAGCUACAAAAAAUUACGAUUUACAUUUCAAUAGUCUUCAAAUAGAGGUAAUUCUACCAAACGGAAGGCCAGAACUUGCUGAAGAUGUUGGUGGUGUUUUUCGAGAUGUUUUAUCCGAAUUCUGGACUACAUUUUACGAGAACUGCACUGAAGGUACUGACUAUAAAGUACCUAUUAUACGCCAUGAUUUUGGAAUAAAAGAAUGGGAAGCAGUCGCUAAAAUUUUAGUUGGGGGUUAUAGAAAAGAAAAAUAUUUUCCUAUUAGGAUAGCACCGGUUUUUUUUAAGCAAUGUUUUAAGGAAAUUGUAAAUAAAGUCGAAUUAGUUGAUAACUUCUUAAAUUAUGUUAGCGAAAGUGACAAAAAUGUGUUAAGUAAUGCGUUAAAUGAUUUUCAAAGCGUGGAUCUUGACGACUUAUACAGUGUAUGCACGUUAUUUAAGGCGAAAUGGGUACCAAGUAAAGAAAAUAUACGAAGUUUAAUUGAGCAAAUUGCGGAACAGGAAAUUCUACAGCGUUCUGCCUUUAUUGUGCAAUGUUUUACACAGGAAUUAUUUUCGAUAGCAAGAUCUGUCAAUUUAGAUGAAUUAUAUAAAAGUUUAUCUCCGUCCGUAAAAAAUGUUAUCUCUUGUUUUGAGAAGAAAGUCAAUUCCUCGGACGUAGAAAAUCAGAUGUUCGCUUUCCUUUUAAAAUACAUAAAAGAAAGCGAUGAGAAAACGCGUUGUGCUCUGCUGCGGUUCUGCACUGGCUCCAAUCUUGCCAACCAGAAAAUAAAUGUUGAUUUUAUUGAGUCUGACGGUUUUGCGCGUGUACCAAUUGCACAUACCUGCAACAAGCUGUUGCAACUUCCAAAAUCUUACAAAAGUUUCGUAGAGUUUAGAAGUGAAUUCAAUGCGUUACUUAUAUCUGGUGUAUGGGUAAUGGAUAUAAUAUAGAAAGGUUUCUUAGAAUAAGUUCAAAGUUUUUAUGUUACUAUUUUUUAAGCAUUUGUUUAUGUAAAACACCGUAAACGCGGUGUCAAACGUAUCAUUUUUGGUUUGUUUUUUAGAUUUUGGUUUACCUACAUCAGUGUGUUAUGAUUAUUUUUAUUUUGUAAGUAUUUUCUUUUAAAUCAGUAGGUAUCUACCUAGAUACUUUUAUUAUUUUAUAUGAUGUAGGUGCCUGUGUAGGUGCGAUUACCAUAUUGUAUGUCAAACGUGCAUGCGUUUAAAAUUGACCGCAUUGAAUGUUUAUUAACCCUGCAUGUUUAAAAGUAAACAUAUAAUAAACGAUAAAAUCCUGGUUUCAUUGAUUAAUUAGUUUACACUUUUACAGAGCGAUACCUGAUAUUAUGCAUCUAUUGUCAUGACAUCAGCGGGUAGAGAGACGAUAAAGGGAUAUUUUAUUCUUUUCUUUCCCGAUUAAUGGGAUGCGUGCCAUCUUUAUUCCCUUUAACAUUAUUAACACAAACUCCAAAAUAAUUAGGUCGUCGUCAGAUGACUUUUUUGCAUAGGUAUACAAGCACACUGUUCUAAUUUGGUGCUUUUUCCCGCUCCUAUUUUGUGCAGUCUCAGCGCGAAAAACCUGCCCCUAUCGGUGCAAGAUACCGGAAAGCCGGAAACCUGCUCUGUACCGUUGGAACGAGCCUUAAAGUGCCUUGUCUUCGAGAUUAUUUCGGUUUCGCGGAAUGGGAAGCUGUUGCUAAAAUAAUUGGAAGUGGUUGGAGUGACCGCAAUUAUUUCCCUAUACA
This is a messenger RNA of Photinus pyralis (common eastern firefly), 3142 nucleotides long. RefSeq lists its product as uncharacterized. NCBI's taxonomy places the organism in Eukaryota, Metazoa, Arthropoda, Insecta, Coleoptera, Lampyridae. The transcript is spliced from 4 exons. The record is from RefSeq and is a predicted model, not a curated record. The coding region runs from base 408 to 2348 and encodes 646 amino acids. Gene Ontology annotation, molecular function: ubiquitin-protein transferase activity.